AUGCGCGACCACGUUUCAUCUAACUCAGAAUCUCAAACUACAACUUUCCCCGACGAAUCAACCGACGACGAAUUCUGUGAAUGCUCAAAUACAUUUAAACUCGGUCGAAUUUGUGAUCCAUGUACCCGAUAUCGUGAGAAGAAGCGCGCUUCGAUUAUUAAGCACUUUGAUAAUUGGUCCUGUGGUAAUGAACAUUUGGACGAAUACCUAAAAAAACAUCAAUUGAGUGCCGUGGAUAACCCUCAUACGGAUUUUAAUAUUAAAUGGGUUGAUUUUAGUGAAUUUGAUGAUGUGACUCUACUAGAUAGUGGUGGCGAAGGUACCAUUUAUAAGGCAAUUUGGAAAAAAGGGCCAAUAGGAAUAGGUGAUAAACUUAUAGUGUUAAAAGCACUUCAUACAACUAAAGAUUUCGACAAUAAAUUUAUAAACGAAGCAAUAUGCUGGGGUAUUACGAAGCAUCCAGGCACUUCAAGUUAUAUGAUGAUAUUAGAAUACGCUGCGCGUGGCAAUCUUCACGCAUUUCUCAAGAAAAAUCAUCCAUUAAGUUGGGAACUAAAAAUUAAAAUUAUCUAUGACAUUGCAAAUACGCUUAGAUUUUUUCAUCAAGCUGGUUUUGCGCAUAGAGAUCUACAUAUUAGCAAUAUCUUGCAUACCGAAACUGGAAACUUCUAUGUUAGUGAUCUUGGUCUAGGGAGUGCUUGGGACCAAAAUUCAACGAAAGUCAACGAAUUCGAACUUUCUUUCUCAAUUUUAUCAAUUGGUGAAGUAGAUGAUAAAGCCACAUCAGAAUUAUGUUUCACGAUCACAAAUGAAAAUAUGUUAGAGAUUCCAGAAGAUUUUAAAAUUUCAGAGUAA
Messenger RNA from Ambispora leptoticha, 855 nucleotides. The record is from the annotation of a GenBank genome assembly. Lineage: Eukaryota; Fungi; Glomeromycota; Glomeromycetes; Archaeosporales; Ambisporaceae.